Molecule: messenger RNA, 603 nt
Organism: Striga asiatica
Lineage: Eukaryota; Viridiplantae; Streptophyta; Magnoliopsida; Lamiales; Orobanchaceae
Source: the annotation of a GenBank genome assembly
AUGACCGCCACAACUAAAUUCGUUGCAACCGCCAGGGCCCCGACCCAUCCACAGACCCUCGUCCCUCUCGACGCCACCACUGACCACCGAAUCUGGCGACCAACCCACAAGGUUUUGGGACUAGAGCUUAUGCGUCGUUGCUUUUGGUUUGUUCUAGGGUUUGGAUCUUCUUUGCCUUGUCUGAUGCUUAUUGUGGACCAGCUUGCAAAACUCAAACUCUCGGCCAACGAGGAGAAAGGGGUUGAAUUAUCUAAGGAGAAUGUUGUUUUGAGUGAGGCUAGAGAAAUAGAGAGUGAGGGUAUUGUGCUAGUGAAUAGAAAGGAGUCUAAUAAUUUGAAUUUGGGGUCUGAGGAAGUCAGUGACCAAUAUCUGGAUGAGAUGUGGGUCAAAGAGAGAGUUCAGGAACUUCAUGUUUUAAACAUAUCUAAUAUUGUGCAUGUGGACAUUGUUCCUGCUUCCAUAGGGGAAAGGUCAGUUCAAAGGAGGAAGACAACCUCUACUACGAAGCCUAGAGGAGAAUCUGGUCUUAACUCUGAAACAAUGUUAACUGAUUUUGUGGGGAUUGCUGAGCAAGAUAUUAAAGUGAAUGCUCUCUUUUAUUGA